AUCAAACCUCUUGGUUUGUCUCGUGUUUUUGCAACUAUUAACGGCGAUAGUGGCUUCUAGAAAUUCGGUAAACGGUAAAAUGAGUAAAAGGAAUGUCAGCUCAACUUCUUGCAAGAAUGUUCAGUUUGAUGAAACAAAAUUGGCCGACGUGCUACAUUUGAUGCGGAAACCUGCCAUAAACACGAUUAAAAUAACAGUGACCGUUUCGUCUGCGAACAGAACUCGAGUUUUUCCAGAAAUGAAGUGGGUGUGGGCGAACGAAAUUGGUCGGACCUUAAUCUCGUUGAUCUCUCGCGCUGAAUCUAUGUUCGCUUCGGCGAUUUAUACUUUUCCAUUAGAAGUCGGAAUGGAGAAAGUCUCUAUGGAAGUGACGGAAGAACCUACUGGUUGUUUAACUUCCGGCAAAGAAGGGUUAGACCUUGUUUUUGACUCUCUUUUGGAUAAGCUGUUUUUACACAUGGAAGAUAAAGACAAAGACAGGUACUACAAACUUUGUCGUCCGUACGACGACAACAAAGGACCCGUUCAGUUCAAGUGUUGUGGAAAAUUAGGUGAUGGGAAGUUGUCAAUCUGCGGAGAUUAUUCUUCUAUUGUACUUCGAUGGGCUCUCCCAGGUUUAAUAGUUGGAGUGGUAAUAUUCUCUUCAAUGACGUUACCUUUCUUACUGGAGUACAUAAUAACCUACAAAUACAAAGACUUUUACGAAACGUCAUUCAGUCAUAUGUCUCUUAUUUCCAUCGUGUCGAUGAUAUUUUUUGAAGGUCAGGGAACAACCAAGUCUUUGUUCAGGCGAUAUGCUUUCGUAGGGGUUACGUGGGUAGUAUUGUUCUUAACUGAUUUUUUGGGGAUUUGGGAGUUGAAAAUUCUCUUCGGUAUAUGGGCUAUUCUUUUCUGUUUCGACAUGACGUUUGAUAUGACGGACAAUGAAUUGGAGCCACGUUUUGGAGGAAAACUCAUAUCUUGUUUUUCAGGACCUUUCUUUCUUCCUUUUAAUUUCAUACGUUCGCUCAGCAAAAACACCGCUACUUGGCAUCAAAACUGUGCGCCCAUUAUUCAGAACUUGAUCGAUUUUCUUAAAAGUUCUCUUGUUUGCAUUUUGACCCUUAUCUAUUUUACGCUGGUUUUUCCAUUCCUCGUCGCAAAGAAUUUACUUUGUUUCAUAUUUGAUUUUUUUGGGGGGUUUGUCUUUCCUUAUCGCUGUUAUAGACAAAGUCUCUUCGAAAAAUUAAAAAAUUGUUACACGAUUGUUUUAAGAUUAUUUACUUUAGUCGCCAUCGUAUUCUUAAUGGUUUCGUCGCUCAUAUUCGUUCUUUCCAUUAUCGUUGGUGUGAUUCUGAAUGGUGAGUUCUUUAGUCCUUUUAUCGCUCCCGUUGUGACUCUGAUUGUCUUUUUUUGGAAAAACUGGAAGUUCUCGGUUGAAGCGCAAUGUCUGCAGCUCAAAACAUUAAUCAUUGAGGUUGGGAAGCAAAAAAUUACGUCGCUUGGUGCUGACGAAAAAGAUAGCAGUAAUGUCCCCACCGAAAACAUUGGAGAAACCAGUUUUAACAACGACGCAUCGUUGACAACCAGUCCUGUUUCAAAUGAGGUCAAUCAUAGUGGAGAUAUUGGUGCCUCGGAAACCCGUUCCAAUCGGACAGCAACUUCAAAUGCAGUCGGCGGGGACAAUCGUAGAGAAGAUGAUCGACCAGAUGAGAGUACUGGUGAACCCAACAACGAAGGGGGCAGAAGAACAACCUGGUAUGUUCCAGACUUGAGACAAGAUGGUAACGGCUAUCAAGAAUGUGGAAGCAGUUCACACGAUGUAAACAACAAUGCCGCGGAAAAAUCACUCGCUAUCAAAUUUGACACAACUGGCGAAGCAAUUAUCUCGAGAGAAUUUUUUAAAGAAGUUAGCAAAAUUGUCCUUUCUUUGGACCAUCUCCUGUUUUGUUUCUUCAGAAGAGUCGUCAUCGUUGGUAUUUACGCAUGGAUCAUGUUCAUUGUCAUGAUUCUGGUUCAAGAAACUGGACUUUCCGGAAGUCUCCAAGCAAUCAGCACCAUUGUUGCUAUCCUGGUACCCUUUGUUUUUGACAUGAUUUAUGCUGAUCACCAUUCGGCUCAGAAAUACUCCGGUAGUAUGGCAAUGAAAGAGCGACUUGGUCAUACAUUGAGAGUUUGUGGAAUCAAAGAAAACAUGAUCGUUUUUAAAUUGAUUAACAUCGACAAUGAAGAAAGUGGAGUCUCAAUACAACCCUGUUCACUAGCAAUCGAUAUCGCAUAUUGUGGAGAGCGCUGUCAGCCUGUGUAACAAAAUGACAACUAAUGUAUUCAGUAGCUACCUUGUUUUUUAUGAAAAUAAUCAAGAAUUAUCACCGUUAUAUCAAUGUUAUAUCACCAUAUCAAUGAUACUGAUUCAAGCCUUUUAAAAUUGACGAUAAACCAGCUUAAUUUUAUAUGCUGUAGUUUGCUAGAAAUUGCGUAUGUAGCAAUCAAAUAUCGAACGAACUAACCUUCAAUUAGCCAAUCAUGUGAACGCGAUUCUUAACUCACUCAGAACGCCCAGAGGCCAGUCGUACGAAAGCUGGAUAGUGCUAUUCACCGGAUAGU
Messenger RNA from Dendronephthya gigantea, 2586 nucleotides. RefSeq lists its product as uncharacterized. The transcript has 2 exons. NCBI's taxonomy places the organism in Eukaryota, Metazoa, Cnidaria, Anthozoa, Malacalcyonacea, Nephtheidae. The record is from RefSeq and is a predicted model, not a curated record. Bases 80 to 2287 code for a protein of 735 amino acids.